AUGGGGGGAACCAAGAGCAAGCCCAAAGACAUCAGCUCGGGAGGAGGGGGCGGCAGCCACAACUUCAGCCCUGCCCAGCAUACCCUCACACCCAAUCGGAGCCCUGCAGUGGAUGGGACACGCCAGCCCACUCAGCCCAUGACCAAUACCCCGGAGCUGGCCCUGUUUGGGGGCGCGGAGUCCACCAGUAGCAUCACGUCUCCUAACAGAGGGACACUCGCAGGUAAGACACUAGGGCCCAGAUAACCCACUAAUAACCUAGUAUGGCAUAUAAAUAAAUUAUAAAAAUUUUACAUUUUAGUCAUUUAGCAGACGCUCUUAUCCAGAGCGACUUACAGGAGCAAUUAGGGUUAAGUGCCUUGCUCAAGGGCACAUCGGCAGAUUUUUCACCUAGUCGGCUCAGGGAUUAGAACCAGCGACCUUUCGGUUACUGGCACAACGCUCUUAACCACUAAGCUACCUGCCUGCCGCCCAGAGGAGCAUUUAAAUCAUUUAAUUUCACUAAAGAAAUAAUUGUUAUAUAAAACGGAUAGAGCUCCAUUGGAUGCCAUUUAUUCGAUGCUACUGACUACUGUAGUAUAUGCAAAUCUUAUUCAGUACAAUUUGAAACACAGCUUAUUCGGGAUAUAUGAAUUGUACAUAUUGUGUAUUUUUAAACAUGGUAUUGCUAUAUCACUUAAUAUUUCAUGAUCCUCUCCACUGAGAUAAGUCUCUGUCUGCUCUCUCCCCCACAGGAGGAGUGACAACAUUCGUGGCACUGUAUGACUACGAGUCUCGCACUGCCUCCGAUCUGUCUUUCAGGAAGGGCGAGCGGCUACAGAUAGUAAACAACACGUGAGGCAACAUCACACACACACACACACACACACACACUGGGAUGAGGAUAAUGUCACACCUACAGGGAUAGACACAGCCAUACCCCCCCACGUACAUUUAGUAAUAAUGCCCGGGAAGCCAGGGUUUGGAGGAUAUAAUAUAUCCUCCAAACACCGGCUUCGAGGGCAUUAUCACUUUUAUACAUCGGGUUACCAACAUAUUUAUAUAAUGAUUGACAUAUUUUCAUUAAAAACGUUAUUUUGAUGAAUUUAUUCAUACUAUUUCAUCCUUCCACAAGAUAGUCCCGACACAAAUCUAGGGUUGCUACCCAAGCCGGCUGGUUGUUCUUCCUUCUAUCCGUUUGGUUGCCGGAGACGCGACCCAGUCGUUUGUUCUAUUGCCAUACUGGCUGGCAAUGUUCUUAUCCCUUGCUUGCUAGCUAGCCAACUACGGCUAACAUACAGUCACGUCAAACAGUGCAGCCAGAAUAACAGCAAAGUAGCUGCAUUUGCAUUUGUUUAAGCUGUUUUCUAGUGACAUUAAUUUGGAUACAUCCAUAACAAUGAGCUAAUGAUGUGCGAUUUCACCUGUCAUAGAAAAUGUGCUCUCUCGCCAAGACACUGUUGUUCAGAGGAGCUAGCCAACAACACAGCUAACACAAUCAUUUCAAACUGAAGCUGGAAAGACUGCAAACUAGCUGCACUUCAUUAAGUUUUACCUGUUUUCUAUUGAUAUUUCUUUGUAUAUAUCCAUAAAAGUGAUGCUGAUUCAUGAUUUCGACUGGCUGAGAAAAGCUUCCUGCCUGUCUGUCUCGUCCCGACACGUUCAUUACUAUGUGACAGCUGGAGAUCGAAUUUGAAUAUUGAAACAAUGUUGCAAAUGUCGGAGAGACAGACCGGAAGGUUUACACAAAUCUCUGCCGUUGAAAACUAAAUGUUAGUCUAAAAGAAAUGUGAGAUAAUGUCUAGAUGCUUUUUAUAGUGGAGAUCAAGUUUAUAAAGUGCCUGGCUGGGCUGAUGAGACAGUGGAUUGGGCAGUCAGAUGGAACAGAGUAAAUAGACAUUUUAACGUCAUAGAUUUAGCUGGUGGUAACUUGUGGAAUAGACACCGGCUGGAAUGCGGUUUAAACCAAUCAGCAUUCAGGAUUAGACCCACCCAUUGUAUACACACACACACACACACACACACACACACACACACACUCACUGUACUCUGCAUGUCUGAUCUCUCGCUGCGCUGGCUGGCUGUUCUGCCCCCAAACCCCCUCUGUACAGCCCGUAACCAUAGGAACAGGCUCCCUUAAUAAGGAUCUGUUUUGUGUGAGCUGACAGGUUUUUGUUCUAGAUUUACUAUUUUCUCAUGCUCAUUCACAAAAGCACAGCUGUAUGUCUCACUGGUGCUUCUACUUGGAGGCUGAUAUUUCUUUUGUUGCGACUAGCCCCUUUUUUCCCUCUACCUUAGUUGAAUGCACUGAUUACUUGAUAAGACUGUCUGCUAAAUAACUAAAAUGUACGUGUUCAAAUGAUAAAAAUGACUGUUCAUUCAUUCUGAUAAUGUAACCCAAUCAUGGGGAGUCAAUCCGUGAUGCUUUUACAAAUUUUAGGCUUGCUCUAAUCAAUAGAAGUGCAGUGGACCAUAUUAUUCUAGUUAGCCCCCAAUACUGCAGCUAUAACAAAGUGUUGACCUAGAAGGCCUGAGCUGAGAACAAUAGAAUGAUAGAGGGUUGUUGUUGUUGUUGUUGUUGUUAUUAUUAUUAUAUCUGCCACUGAAGCUGAUGCAGCUUUACUCAUAGUGUUUAAAUUUUUAAAUUUUUGUCAUUUAGCAGACGCUCUUAUCCAGAGCGACUUACAGUACUGAGUGCAUACAUUUUUCAUACUGGUCCCCCGUGGGAAUCGAACAACCUUGGCGUUGCGAGCGCCAUGCUCUACCAACACUACCAACCUCUACCAUGCUCUACCAACCUCUACCAUGCUCUAUCAACCUCUACCAUGCUCUACCAACCUCACCAUGCUCUACCAACCUCUACCAACUCUACCAACCUCUACCAUGCUCUACCAACCUCUACCAUGCUCUACCAAUCCUUACCAUGCUUACCAUCUCUACCAACAUUACCAUCUCUACCAUGCUCUACACUCUCUUUCUCUAACCUCUACCAACUACCAACCUCUACCAUGCUCUACCAACCUCUACCAUGCUCUACCAUCCUCUACCAUGCUCUACCAUCCUCUACCAACCUCUACCAUGCUCUACCAUGCUCUACCACCACCUCUACAACAUACCACUCUACCAUGCUCUAACCUCUACCAUGCUCUACCAACCUCUACCAUGCUCUACCAUCCUCUACCAUGCUCUACCAUCCUCUACCAACACUACCAUCCUCUACCAUGCUCUACCAACCUCUACCAUCCUCUACCAUGCUCUACCAUGCUCUACCAACCUCUACCAACCUCUACCAUGCUCUACCAUGCUCUACCAUGCUCUACCACUCUACCAUGCAUCUCUACCAUGCUCUACCAACCUCUACCAACCUCUACCACACCAUCUUACCAUGCUCUACCAUCCUCUUACCAAUCCUCUACCAUGCUCUACCAAUGCUUCCACAUCUACCCUUACCAUGCUCUACCAUACGCUCUACCAUCCUCUACCAUCGCUCUACCACCUACCACUCUACCAUCCUCUACCCAUGCUCUAACCAACCUCUACCAACCUCUACCAUGCUCUACCACACUCUACCACCUUACCACUCUACCAACCUCUACCAACUCUAUCCCAUGCUCUACCAACCUCUACCACCUCUACCAUCUCUACCAUCUCUACCACCUCUACCAUCUCUACCACCUCUACUACCACCUCUACCAUCUCUACCAUCUACUCCCACUCUACACAUCCAACCUCUACCACCUCUACCAACCUCUACCAUCUCAUCCUCACCAUGCUCUACCAACAUCUCCAGCUCUACCAUGCUCUACCACCUCUACACUACCAUCCUCUACCAACCUCUACCAUGCCCUCUACCAACCUCUACUACCAUGCUCUACCACAUCCCUCUCUACCAUCCUCUACCAUCCUCUACCAACCUCUACCACCACCUCUACCAUCACAUCUCUACCAUGCUCUACCAACCUCUACCAUCCUCUACCAUCCUCUACCAUCCUCUACCAACCUCUACCAACCUCUACCAACCUCUACCAUGCUCUACCAACCUCUACCAACCUCUACCAUCCUCUACCAACCUCUACCAUGCUCUACCAACCUCUACCAUGCUCUACCAACCUCUACCAUGCUCUACCAUCCUCUACCCACCUCUACCAUGCUCUACCAUGCUCUACCAACACUACCAUGCUCUACCAUGCUCUACCAACCUCUACCAUGCUCUACCAACCUCUACCAACACUACCAACCUCUACCAUGCUCUACCAUGCUCUACCAACACUACCAUCCUCUACCAUGCUCUACUACCAUCCUCUACCAACACUACCAUCCUCUACCAACCUCUACCGUCCUCUACCAUGCUCUACCAACCUCUACCAUGCUCUACCAACCUCUACCAUGCUCUACCAUCCUCUACCAUGCUCUACCAUCCUCUACCAGCUCUACCAUCCUCUACCAACACUACCAUCCUCUACCAUGCUCUACCAACCUCUACCAACCUCUACCAUCCUAUACCAUGCUCUACCAACCUCUACCAUCCUCUACCAUGCUCUACCAUCCUCUACCAACCUCUACCAACCUCUACCAACACUACCAUGCUCUACCAUCCUCUACCAUGCUCUACCAACCUCUACCAUGCUCUACUAACCUCUACUAACCUCUACCAUGCUCUACCAACCUCUACCAUCCUCUACCAUGCUCUACCAACACUACCAUGCUCCACCAACCUCUACCAACACUACCAUGCUCUACCCAACCUCUACCAACCUCUACCAAGCUCUACCAACCUCUACCAACCUCUACCAUGCUCUACCAACUGAGCCACACAGGACCUACAGUGUUGCCAGGACAAACACAUAAGCCUAGUGAACCCCCCGAUAAUGUUUCAUUAUUAUUUCCCAUUUAUGACCCAAACGCAUUGUCUUAGCUUUAGGUAGCUUAGGGGGGGCAGGUUGCCUAGCGGUUAAGAGCGUUGGGCCAGUAACCGAAAGGUCGCUGGUUCGAAUCCCCGAGCCAACUAGGUGAAAAAUCUGUCGAUGUGCCCUUGAGAAAGGCACUUAACCCUAAUUGCUCCUUUAAGUCGCUCUGGAUAAGAGUGUCUGCUAAAUGGCUAAUAUGUCAAUGUAAUGAUAUGUAUCAUUAUGCUUUCUUGAUAUUGAUAUUAGUUCUACACCACAUUUUUGUGCUUCGAAUCACCUUUUCUAUUCUGUGUUUUAAAUAAGCUCUCUUCUGUCUAUACAAUCAAUGAAAAUCCUGCUUUGAUGUAAAAGUUUUAGACUAACUUCUGGUUUAAUGGUGAGCUAGGCCUAAAGCUUCCGCUGUAGUGUUGGGAUGAGGGGAUGGUGGAUAACUACUGUUGUUGUAAUGAUUCUGUUCUGUACACUGUAUCUCUACAAAUCGGCUUUGCUAACAUGCUUUCUGUCUCUUUUUUUUAACCCCACCCACCCCCUUCACAUCUCCUCUCUAUCUCCCCAAACUUUUUCUCCAUUGCAUACCUUCAUAAUUGUAUUUAGGAGAAAGUUGAACAGCAGGUUAGUGAAGCUUCUGUUGUCUUUGUGUGUCCCAGUGUGUUCAUGUCACUAACGCAUCAUAGUAGCUUGUUCACAUGAUGAUAACUUCCCUGCAUUUGGUUAAUGGUGUCAUGGUACACGUUGGUGUUUGAAUCCCCUGUGGAUCCAUUCCAUUAGUAUUCCUAGGAGUUGUAGGGCUGAUUUCCUAGGACCAGUCCAGGAAACCUCCCUGUAAUCUCCUCCUGUUGUUGAGUCCACUCAUUAGGAAUGUGUGUUCGUUUUUCACUGAGUACUGUCUUUAGAAUCACUCCACGUGAAGUAGAAUCACUGUGUAAAGUAGAACGUCAGUGAGAUUCUGUUCCGUUCUUGUCUCCACAGAGAAGGGGACUGGUGGCUGGCUCGAUCUCUGACUACGGGAGAAAGCGGUUACAUCCCCAGCAAUUAUGUGGCUCCCUCUGACUCCAUCCAGGCAGAAGAGUAAAUCUCUCUCUCUGUAUUUAAUUGUAAAUGGAAUGCACCUUGAAGGUGUACAUACUGUACAAGCUGACAUGCAUAGACACACAUGAUAAUAACACACACAAAUUAACCUCUGUAAUGAUUCCAUUUCUCACCUUUAUCCUACCAGUCAUCUCAGAUUGCCUAUGGCUUCCAGGUAAGGGGCAGUAAUCAGAAUGCAAUACUUCUUUGAUUGGGGCAUGCACAGAAGGAGUUUAAGUCACUUAUUUUCAGAAGCCAGCACGGGCGGUUCUCUCUCUCUCUCUCACACAGCCACACCUUUUCCUCCCUCCUCUGAACCUGGUCCCUGUGUCUCGUGCUUUCUCCCCUCUCUUCCCUAGGUGGUAUUUUGGGAAGAUCACACGUCGCGACUCGGAGCGGCUCCUCUUGGGUUUGGAGAACAGGAAAGGGACGUUCUUGGUGAGAGAGAGCGAGACCACCAAAGGUGAGUGUCUGAGCCUAGCAUCUCCAGUGGAAACACAUCACAGAUUACACCAAAGUGUCUCCACUGUCAAUUAAGACCAUAUUGGAAUGCCGGCCCAUUGGCAUUGUCCUUUUCUGGGGAUGAAGCAGUGUAGCUGUGUAACCAUGUUCUUUUAAAGUAGCUGUUUCACAGUUUUUUUUUUUUUUUUUUUUUUUUUUUUUUUACAUUUUAGUCAUUUAGCAGACGCUCUUAUCCAGAGCAACUUACAGUUAGUGAGUGCAUACAUUUUCAUACUGGCCCCCCGUGGGAAACGAACCCACAACCCUGGCGUUGCAAGCGCCAUGUUCUACCAACUGAGCUACAGGGGACUACGCUGCCGGUAACUGAGUGGGAGCAGUGGGGAGGACUCGGUGACUGAGUGGGACAGAAGUAGGUCAUUGUGGAGCCAGGGGCGUGUUCAGCAGGGCACAAUGGAGGGGAAGAAGUAUUCGGAUAGAAAUAUGUUAUUGGAACAAACAUGCCUCUAGAUAACAUGUAGAAUAAGGAAUCAUGUUGGCACUUUUCAUGACAUCUCUAUCUGCAACGUUCGACAACCACAGGCCCUACCGCCUAGUUCAAACAGAGAGGGAAGAAGGGGGCAUUCCCAGUGGGGCUUUGAGUUCACUCAUCAGGCUGGCUCACUGGGCUGGUGCUGCCCUCUGGUGGCAGACUGGCUACAGUUUAGUUUUUGUGGGACCUGUCACAAGGGAAAGGAACUUGUGAACGCAAAAGGACACAUUCAAACUACUCUUCCCUUGGAACCCAGGAAGAGGAGAAGUCGCUAAAGGCAUCAGCUAAUGGAUUGAAGAAUAAAGGAUGAAGCAAUAUUUCCACCCCAAGGUUAUCUUGCUUUCUUUACUGAUUUCCUCUCUUAUGUUCCUCUCCCCAGGUGCCUACUGUCUGUCAGUCCUGGACUAUGACAACACUAAAGGGCUGAACGUGAAACAUUACAAGAUCAGGAAGCUGGACAGUGGAGGGUUCUACAUCACCUCACGCACUCAGUUUAACAACCUACAGCAGCUUGUCGCUCACUACCACAGUAAGUCAUUCCUUCUAAACAAGAAGAGAAAAGGAGACUCUGUACAUGUGAAGAACCAAUAACAGUAACACUACCAGAAGAUGAUAUUGGAGCUCACCAUGUUUUCUUCCCUUCCUCUCAGAGUAUGCAGACGGACUGUGCCACUGUCUGACGGAGGUGUGUCCCGUACUUAAGCCUCAGACCCAGGGCCUGGCCCGUGAUGCCUGGGAGAUCCCCAGGGACUCCCUCCGCCUCGACCUCAAACUGGGACAGGGAUGCUUCGGAGAGGUCUGGAUGGGUAAGACAGUCUCUGUCCACUAUCACUACUGUCUUUGGGAUUUAAUCAGCUACUGUAGGAAUCAGUGUGAUUCUUCUGAUCUUCAGCCGACUCCCUAAACCAGCUGAUCCACUCAGACAAAGCAGGGAGUAUUGCCAUGUAGAGGACCUCGAAUGUCUAUAGAGUGCAUUUAUCAUUGCAUCAAAAACACAUUCCUUGGCAGUUGGUGUUAUUUGACAGUUUUGAAAACAUGAUCUGAUGACAAUUGUUACUACAACGACAUAACUAGCUGUGUAACUUUCGUCUGUGAAGGCACGUGGAAUGGUACGACACGGGUAGCAAUCAAGACCCUGAAGACCGGUACCAUGUCCCCCGAGGCCUUCCUCCAGGAGGCUCAGGUCAUGAAGAAGCUGAGACAUGAGAAGCUUGUCCAGCUCUACGCUGUGGUGUCUGAAGAGCCCAUCUAUAUUAUUACUGAGUACAUGGGACAAGGAAGCUUAUUGGACUUCCUGAAGGGAGACAUGGGCAAGAUGCUCCGCCUUCCUCAGCUGGUGGACAUGGCCUCACAGGUAAGAGAGUUUAGAGAUGGUAAAUACUGUCUAAGUGCCAACACACACACACUGUCUGUUUCAGUUAAACCAAAACCUGUGUCUCCUCUUCAGAUUGCCUCAGGGAUGGCGUACGUAGAAAGGAUGAACUACGUCCACAGAGACCUAAGGGCUGCCAACAUCCUAGUGGGAGACAACAUGGUGUGUAAAGUGGCUGAUUUCGGCCUGGCCCGUCUCAUAGAGGACAACGAGUACACCGCCAGGCAGGGUAAGACCACUAGAGGGCGCUGAUUACCAUCUCUCUCUUUCUAUUGUCUAUCACCUCUCUCCUGUUUGUCUCACUCACCUCACUCUUAAUCUUUCGGUUUUCAGACAAAUUGGAAUGCUGUCCUCAGACAUUACUGAGAUUUCUCUAGUUUAAUGUGUGUCUCUCUUUCUUGUUGCAGGAGCAAAGUUCCCCAUCAAGUGGACAGCCCCAGAAGCUGCACUGUAUGGCCGCUUCACCAUCAAGUCUGACGUCUGGUCCUUCGGGGUCUUGCUGACCGAGCUGGCCACCAAAGGCAGAGUCCCAUAUCCAGGUAGCUACCAUGACUCUUCUAAAAUGUCACUUAGUGAACAGAUUCCAUAUGUGAUGGAAUUGCUUAUCCCUCUCAGAGCACGUCCCUUGACUUCUUGCCGAAGACACACAGUGCUGGCAAGCAAGACUUCCUAUGUGAUGACACUGUUAACCUUUGAAACCAUGAAGGUUGACGCAGUAUCUUUGGGGUCAUCAUUCUGUGCCUGCGAAUGGUUCCUGUAUAUUAAUGUUUGUGUUCUCUUCUCUCCCUUUACCCUCUCUCUCUGUCUCCAUCUCCCUCUUCCUCCCCUCCUCCCUCCCCCAGGCAUGGUGAAUCGGGAGGUGUUGGACCAGGUGGAGCGUGGUUACAGGAUGCCCUGUCCAGCUGAGUGCCCUGAGUCCCUCCACGACCUCAUGUUGACCUGCUGGAGGAAGGACGCCGAGGAGCGGCCCACCUUUGAGUACCUGCAGGGCUUUCUGGAAGACUAUUUCACCUCCACUGAGCCCCAGUACCAGCCUGGGGAGAACCUGUAG
Messenger RNA from Coregonus sp. 'balchen', 9368 nucleotides. The record is from the annotation of a GenBank genome assembly. Lineage: Eukaryota; Metazoa; Chordata; Actinopteri; Salmoniformes; Salmonidae.